Cottoperca gobio is the source of this 969-nucleotide messenger RNA. Its product is annotated as interferon-induced protein with tetratricopeptide repeats 1-like. The coding region runs from base 1 to 969 and encodes 322 amino acids. Lineage: Eukaryota; Metazoa; Chordata; Actinopteri; Perciformes; Bovichtidae. Gene Ontology annotation, molecular function: protein binding. Gene Ontology annotation, cellular component: cytosol. The record is from RefSeq and is a predicted model, not a curated record. Gene Ontology annotation, biological process: defense response to virus. The transcript is spliced from 3 exons.
AUGGAGUGGCCAUUUAAGUGCAUCGGCCAUCUCCCCAGAAAUGUGGCUUUCGGUUUCUAUUCCUGGGAAACAAUAGUCAGUGCUGCUCAGAGUCAAACAACACUGGUGUCCAAACUGCAGGGCCUGCAGUGCCACUUCACCUGGGAUCUGGACACCAGCAGGGCCAAACUUUUACGUUUCAGGGAAAAGUUUGAGGAUUUUGGCACCGAGGACGGACACAGCUGGCUGGGUCACAUUUACAACCUGCGGGGAUUCAUUGAAUACAAGCUGGGAUUUACUGAAGAAGCCCAGAGUUUCUUCAACAAGGCUACAGAGGCCUUCUGCCAGAUAAGAAAUGCAGAUGAGGGUCCCUGGUUAGUGGUGAACUACGGGAACCUGGCUUGGCUGCACCACCACCUGGGAGACCCAGCAGAGAGUGAGGCUUACCUGACAAAGGUCGACGCCCUGAUGAAUGAAUAUCCAUCUCCAUCCCAGGACAAGCUCCACCCAGAGAUCUGCACUGAAAAAGCCUGGACUCUCAUGAGGUUUAGCACAGAUAAAAUGCCGCUGGCUCUAGAUUACUUCCUGAAGGCCAUCGAGAUGCAGCCGGACAUGGUGGAGUGGAACACCUGCCAUAUCUUAGGGUUAAUGUAUGCUUCAGAGCACAGCAGCACAGAGCAGGGGGCUGACAUCUUGGAGAAAAUGAGAAUCGCCAAAGAAAAGGAUCCAGAGAACUUGUACCUCGCAGUUCACUACCUCGACCAAUGUGCUAAGAAAGGAGAAAGAAUUGAAGAUGAAGCAUGUGAGCUAGCCAGGGAGGUUUUUAGAAAUCCUGUCAGCAGCUACAGUGGUAUUAAACCAUUACUUAUUGUUUACAGAAACUAUUUAUCUGUUGAUGAGGCCAUUGAUUUGGCAGAGGAGGUUCUGAGAAACCAUCCAGAUGAGCGUUAUCAGAAGGGAUGUGCUGCACUCUGCUACAAAUGGAAAUGA